Messenger RNA from Cannabis sativa, 2087 nucleotides. RefSeq names its product U-box domain-containing protein 4. The record is from RefSeq and is a predicted model, not a curated record. The transcript has 2 exons. NCBI's taxonomy places the organism in Eukaryota, Viridiplantae, Streptophyta, Magnoliopsida, Rosales, Cannabaceae. Gene Ontology annotation, cellular component: cytoplasm; nucleus. Gene Ontology annotation, molecular function: protein binding. The coding region runs from base 241 to 1605 and encodes 454 amino acids.
GUUAUUUUAUCACGAACCCAAGAGCCGCAUUAACACUUAAAAAAUAAUAAUAAACUGCAACUUUAAAUCCACUGCCUCAUCAUCUUCUUCAACCUCUAGCUUCGCUUUACUCUCAAACCUGAGAUUUCAUUUGAGAAAAUUUUAAUGUUUAAAUAACAAAAAAUCUCAUAUCCAAAAUAAACUGGUAAAUAUCUGAAACCUUAAACUCUCGAAGCUCUGAAACUUGGCUAGUUAACCCCAAUGGUGUCUCUUCAAGAUUCGCAUUCCGGGUCGACCCGGUUCCACCUGACCCGAAACUAUUACAUGGCGUCGCCAAGCUCGUCUACCAGAAUUAACAGAAAUACUGGCCGUUCGAUGCGAACCAUACGCUCCACCAUCUUCCAAGAAGACCAUAGCUGCUCCGAAGUCUCUCGCUGUGUUUCCGAGAAUUUAACUGAAUCCGUUAUCGACAUGAGGCUCGGCGAACUCGCUUCCCGGACUAACAAACCGGCCAAGUCUACAUCGACUGAGGAGGAAUUUCUCGAGCUUUCUCAGGCUUUCAGUGAUUUUUCUGCCUGUAGCAGUGAUAUAUCGGGCGAGUUGCAGAGACUCGCGUGCUUGCCGUCACCGGAAAACGUGCCAAAGAGUGAAACUGAGGAUUCCCGAGCCGAGCCUGAACCAUGCCAAGGGUUUCUACAGAGAGAUACUUUCUCAACCGAGAUAAUUGAGAGCAUAUCUCCUGAAGAUCUACAACCGACAGUCAAGAUCUGCGUCGACGGUCUCCAAUCAACUUCGAUCGCCGUGAAACGCUCAGCUGCCGCAAAGCUCCGUCUAUUAGCGAAGAAUCGCUCCGACAACAGAGCCUUAAUUGGUGAGUCCGGUGCGGUCCCUGCUCUGAUUCCUCUCCUCCGGUGCAGCGACCCGUGGACUCAAGAACAUGCUGUGACGGCCUUGCUGAACCUCUCUCUCCACGAAGAAAACAAAGCCCUAAUCACCAAUGCCGGAGCGAUAAAAUCUUUAGUCUACGUUCUCAAGACAGGUACAGAGACCUCGAAACAGAACGCGGCGUGUGCUCUGCUCAGUCUUGCCCUGGUAGAGGAGAACAAGACUUCAAUCGGAGCUUGUGGCGCGAUUCCUCCUCUGGUUUCGCUCUUGCUUAACGGUUCCACGAGAGGGAAGAAGGAUGCACUAACAACACUAUACAAGCUCUGCUCAGUGAAACAGAACAAGGAGAGAGCCGUAAGCGCCGGAGUGGUGAAGCCGUUAGUUGAGCUGGUAGCGGAGCAGGGAACGGGGUUAGCUGAGAAAGCGAUGGUAGUUUUGAGUAGUUUGGCGGCGGUGGAAGAGGGAAAGGAGGCUAUUGUGGAAGAGGGUGGGAUUGCGGCUCUGGUUGAAGCGAUCGAGGAUGGUUCUGUUAAAGGGAAGGAAUUUGCGGUGUUGACUUUGCUUCAACUUUGCGUUGACAGUGUUAGAAAUAGAGGGCUUCUUGUCAGGGAAUGUGGGAUUCCUCCACUGGUGGCUCUUUCUCAGUCCGGUAGUGUUCGAGCUAAGCAUAAGGCUGAAACUCUACUUGGGUAUUUGAGAGAACCAAGGCAACAAGAAGCUGCCUCUUCUUCAAGUCCUUGAAAGAGGACGAAGGAGAAUUAAACUUCAUAAUUUAGAGAGGAGAUUAUAUACAGUGUGGUUGGUUGUUCAUGUAUAUAGGGAAGUUGGCUUGUUCUCCCUUUUUUUUUUCUUUUUUCUUUCUUGGGUAUUGAUUUCCAUAAUUAAUUGCAUGUACAGUGUGUUUGAGAAACUAGGGAGAAGGAUUGUAGGGGGGGAGAAGAAUAUAGGGGAAGUAAAAUGACAUUUUAGAUGUAUGAUUAACUAAGUUUUGGUUCCUUUCCCCAACUUUUUUAAUUUUUUUUUUUCUAGAGGUGGAAUACAUGUUUGGCUUGUGGGUUCUGGGUUGAUGAUAUUUGGGUUAUUGUCCUUGUGUUUUGUUUGGGCAAAACCCAAUGUUGUUAAAAAAAGUAAAAAAAGUUCACUAAUCAUUUUGUUUUACUUAGUGAAAUUAAAGAUAGAAAAUAUUAUGAAAUGCUUGGUCUUGGAGCUUGUUCUUUCUUUCA